CUUUUUUUUUUUUUUUUUAAUUGAGGAAUCUGCAGCUGAUGGACGAAGGUUGAACCUCUUCAGACACCGUAGGCAGUGGAUCAGUGCCGGGCAAAAUGGAAGUGAAUCCCCCCAAACAAGAGCACCUGCUGGCGCUGAAAGUGAUGCGGUUAACUAAGCCUACUUUAUUCACCAAUAUUCCAGUAACAUGUGAAGAGAAAGACUUACCUGGAGAUCUCUUCAACCAACUGAUGAGAGAUGAUCCUUCAACUGUACGUGGUGCAGAAAUUUUAAUGUUGGGAGAAAUGUUGACUUUACCUCAAAAUUUCGGAAAUAUAUUCUUGGGAGAGACCUUUUCCAGUUAUAUCAGCGUUCAUAACGAUAGCAAUCAAAUUGUAAAAGACAUAUUGGUAAAAGCUGACCUUCAGACAAGUUCUCAGCGUUUAAAUCUUUCAGCUUCCAAUGCUGCAGUGGCUGAACUUAAACCUGAUUGUUGUAUUGAUGAUGUCAUACACCAUGAAGUUAAGGAAAUUGGAACACACAUCCUGGUGUGUGCUGUGAGUUACACAACUCAGGGUGGAGAAAAAAUGUACUUUAGAAAAUUCUUCAAAUUUCAGGUUCUCAAACCAUUGGAUGUGAAAACCAAAUUUUACAAUGCAGAGAGUGACCUCAGUUCUGUGACUGAUGAAGUAUUUCUUGAAGCUCAGAUUCAGAAUAUUACAACCUCACCCAUGUUUAUGGAGAAAGUUUCAUUGGAGCCAUCUAUAAUGUAUAAUGUAACAGAAUUAAAUUCUGUCAACCAAGCUGGAGAAUGUGUAUCAACAUUUGGGUCAAGAGCAUAUUUGCAGCCAAUGGAUACACGCCAGUACUUAUACUGCCUAAAGCCCAAGAAGGAGUUUGCAGAAAAAGCGGGUAUCAUUAAGGGAGUUACAGUAAUUGGAAAAUUGGAUAUUGUAUGGAAAACAAACCUUGGUGAAAGGGGAAGGUUACAAACCAGCCAACUUCAGAGAAUGGCUCCAGGUUACGGAGAUGUUCGGUUGUCUUUGGAGGCAAUCCCAGAUACCGUAAACCUAGAAGAACCUUUUCAUAUUACCUGUAAAAUAACUAACUGCAGCAGUGAAAGGACGAUGGAUCUGGUUUUGGAAAUGUGUAAUACCAGUUCUAUUCAUUGGUGUGGUAUUUCAGGAAGACAGCUUGGAAAGCUGCAUCCAAGUUCUUCUCUCUGCCUUGCCCUUACUCUGCUGUCUUCGGUACAGGGACUACAAAGUGUUUCCGGCUUAAGAAUAACAGACACAUUCUUAAAGAGAACAUAUGAAUAUGAUGACAUCGCACAAGUCUGUGUGGUAUCUUCAGCCGUUAAAGUGGAAAGCUAAAGGAAAUUCCCAGUGUUAUGCUUUUUUCAUUUGUUUUCACAGAACUGCUUUCUGUAUUUUUUUCACCUUUGUGAAAUGUUCAAAUCAAAAAUAAGUAUAUAUUGUUUUUCUUUCCUGUAAGUUAAAAUAUUAAAUAUUUGUUUUGAGAAGAAUCAAUUUUAUCUUGUGAGUUAUAUUCUUAAGUGGACAUUUUUAUGUUUUCUGUACUUUGCUUCAUUUUAGGUGACCUUUGGACUUUGUUCUACAAAAGUUCUAUAUUUGAGGCCAUUUGUCCUUAGCAAGUACCUAGAACAGUAGUCAGCAAACUUUUUUUAUAAAGGGCAAAAUACCAAAUAUAGUGCAAGAGCAGCUGUAGGCAAAAAAAAAAAAAAAAAAAAAGCACAGUGGUAUUUACGAAAAUAGGCAGCUUACUGGAUCUGACCUGUGGGUGACCGUUUGCUGAUCUCAAUCUGGAAGAUAAAGUUGUUUAUUUGAAUUUUAGAAUUCUCACAAUACAGAAAGGAUUGUUUAAAACAAAUGGGGUAGUCCCCUGUAACCUGAUAAUUUGCUAACACAGUAUGAACUUUUCUAGUUAUUCUCAAAAUCAUUGUAUUGGUAUGUGUUGUGUUUGUGUAUACAUAAAAAUAAAUCUAACUUUCAGAUACUGAA
Messenger RNA from Marmota monax (woodchuck), 2000 nucleotides. It is a transcript of the gene Trappc13, whose product is annotated as trafficking protein particle complex subunit 13. NCBI's taxonomy places the organism in Eukaryota, Metazoa, Chordata, Mammalia, Rodentia, Sciuridae. The record is from RefSeq and is a predicted model, not a curated record. Bases 96 to 1352 code for a protein of 418 amino acids. Gene Ontology annotation, cellular component: TRAPPIII protein complex. The transcript is spliced from 14 exons.